AUUCAUUCUUCUGACAAAUCCCAUCAACUCAAUAAUAAAUAAAUAAAAGCUUCACAGUAACUUCCUAUUACCAAGAAGGAAUGUAUGCUUGUGGAUAUUUUAAUUUUAAUUUUCCCUUUCUAUAUUAUUAUUAUUAUUGACUUUAGUGACUUACUAUUCUGAGAGUCAAUAAUCCCGGGAAGGCAGAGUCGUGUAAGAAGGCGCAAACCAACAACAAACAACCUUCUGCAAACAAACACCCUUCAACACUCGUACACUGCGCCCAACAGUACCCGGAGUACUAGAUUACCAGCUUCUUUCUUGCGGUGUUUCUUCUUCAAUUUCUUCAUUAUUCAUUGUUUUUUUACUUUCUACUCUCUUUCUCUCGCUCUGCUUCAGUGAGUGUACUAUAUAGAUAAGAUAACAGACGGGGGUUGGGUAAUUGUGUUGUCUCCGAUGAUGGGUAAGCCUAACCCUAACCCUGCCCCGGAAGAAGAAAAGAGUCUCCGGGACGAGCUGCUGGGUCCCAUCCUGCUCGGAGAGCGCGUGAUAAAACUGGCUCAGGAGGCGGAGUCGCCGAAGGUGGACUGCACGGAGCUGGCGCGUAAGGUGCAGGUGGUCUGCGAUAACCUCCGCUCCGUGGUGCGCGUGGUGUCUGGAACCCAGUGCGUCAACGAGCGCCCAAUCCGCCGCAUCGUCGGCGAGGUCUCGAAAAACAUAGAGCGCACGUUAGCCCUCAUCCGCAAGUGCAAGAAGCACGGUGGCGUCCUCCGCCAGGUCUUCUCCAUGACCACCACCGCCGACUUCCGCAAAGUCCGGAGCCUUCUCGAAUCUUCCAACGGCGACCUGGUGUGGCUCCUCACCAUCUUGGACUCCAAAGACGGCACCAAUGUCUCACUCCCCCCUAUCGCCAGCAACGACCCUAUUCUCGCUUGGGUCUGGACCUUCACCUACACUCUCCAAUUGGGCCAGCCCAAGGACCGCGCAGAAGCCGCCACUGAACUCGGUUCUCUCGCCAGAGACAACGACCGUACAAAAUUUAUCAUAUUGGAUGAAGGUGGGGUGAUGCCCCUCCUCAAGCUUCUUAAAGAAGCUUCUUCCCCUGCUGCUCAGGUCGCUGCUGCCAAUGCUCUUGUUAACAUCACAACCAAUCAAGACAGGGUUGUUACUUUCAUUGUGGAGUCCCAUGCUGUCCCCAUCAUUGUUCAGGUUCUCGGUGAUUCCCCUAUGAGGGUUCGUGUCUCUGUUGCCAAUUUGGUCUCUGCUAUGGCCGAGCAACAUGAACUUGCUCGCGAGGAGUUCGUCAGGGCCAAUGUCGCUAGGCCCCUUGUGUCCUUGUUGUCCAUGGAUAUGGGUACUGUCCUCACUGACCCCGUGGCCGACCGCGCCACCAGCAUUCACUCGCUUGUUCUCAAUUUAUCCAAUGUUGGGGAGGCGAAUUCAGAUGGGAGUAGCCGCGGCUCCGGCCAGCAUCGAAGAGAUAGAGAGGUCGAGAGCCCCGAGUUGAGGAAUGAGGUCAAAGUCAGUUGUGCUAAGGCUCUUUGGAAACUCUCCAAUGGAUGUCUCUCAAGUUGCAGGAAGAUUACCGAGACUAAAGGUUUGCUUUGUCUUGCCAAGAUUAUUGAGUCCGAGAGUGGGGAGUUGCAGCUUAAUUGUCUUAUGGCUGUCAUGGAGAUUGCUGCCGUGGCGGAGUCCAAUGCUGAUCUUAGAAGAGCUGCUUUUAAGCGAACUGCGCCGGCGGCAAAGGCGGUUUUGGAUCAGCUUUUGCGGGUGGUUCAGGAGGAGAGCGACCCGGCAUUGCGGAUUCCUGCUAUUAAGGCAAUUGGUUCCUUGGCCAGAAACUUCUCUGGGAAGGUUCCGCAGGUUAUUGGUCCUUUAGUUGCUCAGCUUGGUAACAGAGAUGUUGAUGUGGCCAGUGAGGCUGCUAUUGCUUUGGGGAAGUUUGUGUGCCCGGACAACUACAACUGUGUUGACCAUUCUAAGGCAAUACUUGAGCUUGAUGGGAUUCCUAAGCUAAUGAGCCUGCUGCAGAUAAAUGAUCGCCAACAAGUUCAUGGCCUGAAAUUACUUUGUUACCUUGCCUUAAAUGUUGGUAACAGUAGGGUCCUUGAGCAAGAACGUGCCUUGAAUACCCUAGAGAGAUUUGCUCGUCCUGUUCAAGCACAACAUCCUGAUUUGAAGGACCUUUUUGCAAAGGCCUUACACCACCUCACUCUUUAUCAGCCAGGAGCUCAAUUGCACAGACAGCCCUUGGGGCUGUAAGUGCCACUUAUUGCAUUAAUCAAAAUAAUGAUCCUUGUAAUUCUUUUGAAUGGAAAAGUAUGAGUGUAUUGUUGUACUUAGAAAUUGAGUUAUUACAUUGUGAAAAUGUCAAAAUUUCAAUUUAAUAGCCACUGUUAUUUGUGGUAUUGAUUGACUGGUCGUCCAAAUUAUACUUUAAGGCUGGUUGGCUCAACAAGAUGAGUAAAUUUACGAAUAUACGUUCGAAAAUGUUGCACAUGAUGUAACUUACACUUCAGUGUAUUUGACGGCAUUACCAACUUUUCUA
Messenger RNA from Glycine soja, 2527 nucleotides. RefSeq lists its product as uncharacterized. Gene Ontology annotation, molecular function: protein binding. Gene Ontology annotation, biological process: cell surface receptor signaling pathway. The transcript has a single exon. Bases 436 to 2241 code for a protein of 601 amino acids. The record is from RefSeq and is a predicted model, not a curated record. NCBI's taxonomy places the organism in Eukaryota, Viridiplantae, Streptophyta, Magnoliopsida, Fabales, Fabaceae.